AUGGACACUCCGAUGCUAAAAACUUCGGACCCUUCCAUUUCUUUCGUCACGCAGAUGCUUCUGACCUUGGCGCUUUUGAUCGUUACAUCCGCAGCCGGAUUCGUUCCGCUAAUGGUGAGCCAGUUCAUAUGUUCUACCUACGUUCCAAAUUGAAAUGAUUCAGAUAGUGAAAUUGGCUCAAAACCAAGGGCAGGACCCGAGAAAACGAGGAUGGAUGUCAUACCUUUCCUGCUUUUCCGGGGGCGUUUUCAUGGCUUCUUGUUUCUUAGGUGUUCUGCCACAUAUCAAGUUAGAUAUGCCUCGUCUCAAAAUGAUCUUUUCGAAAUUCAGCAAAGAAUACGCGAAAUUGAAUAUGGACUACGAUUUGAAGAUCGCCUUCCCAGUACCGCAGCUUAUCGUCUGCUGCGGUUUUUUCUUGAUAUAUCUUCUAGAGGAGAUUAUUCGUAUGGUAAGAUUUUUUUUUGGAAAAAAUAAAAUAAAUGCAAUUCAGAUUUUCUCUGACAGUUCACCGGAAGACAGAGGUGCCUACGAAAAAGCUUGUGAGCAGUGAGUUCUUUAGUUCAAAAGUUUGAAAGAUCUCUAAUUUUCAAGGUUACUUUUUACCUUUAGAAAAAACGUGCGUAGACCCUUUUUUGAGAUAAAUCAACCAUCUUGAAUUAAAGUCAGAACUAGCUCUUCUAAAGUUAAAGCUGAUUUUUUUUUUGUUGCUAACAUCAGCUGCUAGAUUUAUUAUAAUUUUUUUUUUUGGCUUUUUCUUCAAUAUCUCUGUCAAUCUCAAAGAAAUUUUCGAGAAAACUUUCAAAAAAGGACCUCUCAACCUCUAUCAAAACUAUUCCAGGAAUCCCCUCGAUUUGGAGGCAGUUGAAAGGAAAGAAAUGCUGCGAGCUUUGAUUUUUGCCUUCGCAAUCUCGUUUCACUCAUUAUUGGAGGGAUUUGCUCUAGGAGUACAGGUAAACAAGGGGAAAAGAAACCUGAACGCCUAAAGCUUCUGUUCCAGGACACGUCCUCCGGUCUUUUCUCGCUGUUCAUCUCCUUGCUCAUCCACAAGUCUGUGGAAGCCUUCUCCGUGGGAAUCCAAUUUUCCAAGGCAGGAACUUCUAAAAUUGCCGUCAUCGUUGCAACAGUUCUCACGUAUGCUUUCAUGACCCCUCUGGGCGCUUUAAUUGGAGCACUUAUUCAGGUCAGAUGAGCGCUUGUUUUUCGAUCUCUAAAAUGUGUUAUUUCAGCGUGAAGACAGAAAUUUGGGUCGUGACGGAGUUAUGUUCACUUUUGAAUCCCUUGCGGCUGGCACCUUCAUAUAUGUGACUUUUGUUGAAGUUUGUUUUAAUUUUUUGGCGAAAACUUCUAUUCUUUUUUCACAGAUAGUGGCCUACGAGAAGGCGAAUCAUUUCAACAACUUCAAGCAGCUGAGUUCAAUUAUUACCGGUUUUCUCAUAAUCACGGUCCUCACCUACUUUUUCGAAGAGCCUUAA
This is a messenger RNA of Caenorhabditis auriculariae, 1472 nucleotides long. NCBI's taxonomy places the organism in Eukaryota, Metazoa, Nematoda, Chromadorea, Rhabditida, Rhabditidae. The record is from the annotation of a GenBank genome assembly.